GAAUCGCGCGCUCCCGCCGUUGAAGAAGACGCUACUCAUCAUGUGUCACAAGCGGGGAAGUCACUGAGAAGAAUGUCUGAGGUAAAUCCUCCCACAGAAAAAGUCUCUGUUACAGUGCCAGAGUCAGAGACUCCACCCCUACAGAAGGAUACAGGGCCUGCGACUGGUGGACUGCGACUGCGAUCUGUACCAGGGGCUUGUUUGCUGUUCGCUGGCCUUUUGCUAAUAGUAGGAAUCGGCAUUGCUGUGGGAGGAUAUUGGAACAGUCAACCACGCCGACAAACACCACUUUAUGUUUCAACCGGACGCACCUCUUCAGAGAAACUGAAACUCGUUGGUCCUGUCAUCAUGGGAGUGGGCCUUUUCAUUUUUAUUUGUGCCAAUACAAUUCUCUAUGAGAACCGUGACCAAGAUCUACGUCAAGAACCAUCACACGGCCAAGGAGAGAACCAGGAGAACCUCCCUCUGGCACAACAAACUCAGAAACACAGCAAUAGUAAUUCGAAAUGGUUUUCGCAAACAGAAUUAAACACCAAUACACAUACACUGAACUUGUCUGAACUCAACAUCCAUUGCCUGGAUGAAGGUGUGGACCUUCCCACCCUUAGGUGUUCUUCUCCAUCCUCCUGUAACUCUGGCCAGGUAAACGUGGAGACACGACCUUCUUUCAACGAUCACAGGAACUUGGAAACAUUAACAUUGCCUGUUAUCAAACUUAAUGACUGCCUGAUUGGCUCCUUAGACCCAGAGGCUCCGCCUCUUCCUGAACGGACGUAUCGAAACAAGAUGGGACAAGAAGGUGUGGAAGUCACACUACUGAAUCCUACAGACUUAUCUCUAAAGACAGUGGAAAAAGCAGAGCUGAAGGAUUGGUAGUCUUGUGACUUCUGUCAUUCCCGCAAUCCUUGCCUAAAAUCUUUUGGGUGAAAAUAUUUGUCAAACAGUUAGUUGUACAGUUUAUCUUCAUACUGUAGAGAGUACAGUGAUAUUUGUCACAUAUUUAUUUGUAAUGUUCAAAUAUUGUGGGUCACAUCCACAUCCUUAUAUGCCCCAAGUCUAUUUAAUGUUAUUUAACCUUGAAUGCACUGUAAGUCACUUUGGAAAAAAUAACUAUUAAUGGUAGCCUACUAGUAACUGUACAUGCUAAGCUUAACUUAUCUGAGAGAGAUACAUUGUUGAUUUUUAAGCUUUUUCAAUUUUUAUUAUUAAAUUAAAUAGCAAAGACACUUCACAUCAAAAUUGCCAUCUUACACUUAGUUGCCCUUAAAAAUGCAUAAACAGCAGUGUUGUAGAGGUUGAGUAAUAGCAAUUGUGAAUUCCUUACAUUAGUUUGAUAGUAACAUUAGGCUUCAGAUUCAUGUAAAUUGUUAGUAAACAAUUAUAC
Molecule: messenger RNA, 1384 nt
Organism: Paramisgurnus dabryanus
Lineage: Eukaryota; Metazoa; Chordata; Actinopteri; Cypriniformes; Cobitidae
Source: RefSeq, a predicted model, not a curated record